Molecule: messenger RNA, 1698 nt
Organism: Monoraphidium neglectum
Lineage: Eukaryota; Viridiplantae; Chlorophyta; Chlorophyceae; Sphaeropleales; Selenastraceae
Exons: 3
Coding region: 1-1698 (565 amino acids)
Source: RefSeq, a predicted model, not a curated record
AUGGCGACGCUGUUGGAGCCCGCGCACCCUUGCCUGCAGGAGCUGCUGGCGGGCCUGGAAAAGGGGGCAGUCAUGCCCGAAGAUUCCCACACUCCUCUGCCAGCUGGCACGGCCCAGGCCGCCGUCGAUACGACCACCGCGGCCAUCGCACCCGACGACACAAGUUUUGGCCCCGAUGACGUGGCCACCCUGGUCGCCAACGCCUUCUCCGACGGCCUCGAAUUUGCCGCCCUGCAAGAGCAGCUGCGGCAGGAGGGGGCGAUGGCGCGGCUCCUUGAGGCCGAGGCCGCCGCCGAGAAGCAGCGCGAGGGCCGCCUUGCGGCGGAGACGCUGCUGCGGCGCGGGCGGCGGACCAACGACGCGCUGGUCGUCGAAAUCGAGUCGCUGCAGGGGGAGCUGCUGCGGCGGUCCGAGGAGGACCACGCCGCCGCGCGCUCCGAGGCGAUCACAAUGUGCGAGCUGCGCAUGCGCGUGACGUACCUGACCGGCCAGCUUGAGCGGCAGUCAGGGAAGGGGGCGCCGCUGGCCCUGGCGCGCAGCCAGCUGGCGGCGGCCCAGAAGCUGGUGGGGGAGCUGCGCAGCCAGCUCGCCGCGGCCGCGGAUCGGCUGGCGGAGCGGGAGGCGGCGGCGGCGGCGGCGCGCGCCGGCCAGCAGCAGGCCGAGGCGGAGCGCCUGCAGCACGCGGCGCAGCUGGAGAGCGCGCGGCUGGGCGUGAAGAGGUUUGAGGAGAGGGUGGCCACUAUGGAGGGCGGCCUUGUUGUGGUGAGGGAGCGCGUGGCGCAGCUGCAGCAGGCAGAGGCGCUGGCGCGCAAGGGGCAGCGGGCGGCAGAGGAGGGCAGGCAGCAAGCGCAGGCCGCAGCCGAGGCGGCCUCGGUGCGAGCAUCCGGCCUGGCGGCGCAGCAGCAGGAGGCACAUGCGGCCCAGCUGCGACGCUUGGAGCAAGCGGCAGAGGCCGGGCGGAUGGCGGCACACGCGGCCGGUGCAGAGCUGGCUGAGCGGCUGAAGCAGCUUCAGCAGCAGCUGGACGCAGAGCGGGCAGAGAGGCGGGCAGGCGAAAGGGCGUCGGCCGCCUCGAUUGCAGCGGCUCAGGAGGACAUGCGGCUGCAGCAGCUGGAGACCGCCCGCCUGCGGCAGGAGCUGCGGGGCGAGAGGGUCAAGGGGCGGGCCGCGGCAGCCACAGCGAUCGCUGAGAAAGAGGCAGCUCAGCAGGAGAUUGCCCACCUGAAGGCACAGCUGGCGGCAGCGCUUGAGACAGCGCAGCGGCAGGGGAUAGAGCAGCUGGCUUCGGAACCGAGCGCUGCGGACUCGCCCCCGCAGCCCGCGACGCCCGCCUCCACGUCUGGGGCCGGGGCCGCGCGCCUGCUGAGGCACAGCAGCAGCGGCGCCAGCAGCGGCAGCAGCCGGGCCGGCAGCUUCAUCCUGCGGCGCCUACAGGCGGACGACGCGUCACCAGUGCGCACGCCCCAGCGCUUUGACAGCCUCGGCGCGCGUGACACCAGCGCCGGCGACGAUGCGCAACAGAGCGAGGCGCCUGUGGCGGGCCACAGCAGCGCUGCGAGCUACGGUGGCGCAUGGUUUCGGGCGGGGGAGGCGGCCGCCGCGGUUGUCGGGGCGGUUGCGGGGACGGUCGCGGGGACGGUGGUUGUCAGCCUUGGAGUGGCGAUCGGCCUUGUGCAGUGCUGCCGCAGGCAGGGGUGA